AUGGCCGGCUCAAUCAACAAACCAAAGAAGCCCACGUCCAAGCGCGGCACCUCCCGCCUUCGGCACAAGAUCGAAAAGAAGUCCGCCGCCAAGCAGCGCAAGCAGCGCAAGCUCGCGAAGCAGAACCCAGAAUGGCGCACCAAGCUCAAGAAGGACCCCGGCAUCCCGAAUCUGUUCCCCUACAAGGAGAAGCUGCUCGAGGAGAUGGAGGAGAAGCGCAUGCGCAGGGCCGCCGAACUCCAGAAGAAGCGGGAGAUGGCCAAGGCUGCCAAGACGGGCACCUCGCAACAGCAGGACGACGAGGAUGUCAUGGCCGACGCUGACGCCGCCGAGGCCGACCAAUUGAUCGACGGAGACGACGAUGACGACAUGGACGAGGAUAUUGACGAGUCCAACCCGAUGGCUGCCCUGCUCGCCAGCGCGAGGGCCGCCGCCGCGCAGUACGACCGCGACCUUGCCGACAGCGAUGGCAUGGACGAGGACGACGAGAGCGACGAUUCAGAGGAUGGCGGUGUUAACGAAGUGUCGGUCGGUCAGGCAUCGUCGCGCAAGACGUACGACAAGGUCUUCAAGCAGGUCAUCGAGCAGGCAGACGUGGUCCUCUACGUCCUUGACGCGCGCGACCCUGAAGGCACCCGUUCCCGCGAGGUUGAGCGUAGCAUCAUGGCCGCCGCCGCCGGUGGCAAGCGCCUCAUCCUGGUCCUCAACAAGGUCGAUCUGAUCCCCCCCAAGGUCCUGCGCGACUGGCUCAUCUACCUGCGCCGCUACUUCCCCACCCUGCCUCUGCGGGCCUCAGGCGGCGCCCCCAACGCCCACACCUUCAACCACCGAGACCUCACGCAGCAGAGCACCUCGGCGACCCUCUUCAAGGCCCUCAAGAGCUUUGCCGCCAGCCGCCAGCUCAAGCGCGCCGUGUCCGUCGGCGUCAUCGGCUACCCCAACGUCGGCAAGAGUUCCGUCAUCAACGCACUCCUGGGUCGCAUGAGCGGCAAGGGAAGCAGCUCCUCCAAGGCCUGCCCUGCCGGCGCCGAGGCGGGCGUCACGACCAGUAUCCGCGCCGUCAAGAUCGACAGCAAGCUGACUCUCCUCGACUCCCCCGGUGUCGUCUUCCCGUCGUCCUCGUCCACCCAGUCUGGCGGCCUCGUGUCCCUCAAGAACGCCACCGAGGCCCACGCCCACCUCAUCCUGCUCAACGCCGUGCCGCCCAAGCAGAUAGACGACCCCGUCCCCGCCGUCACCCUCCUCCUCCGCCGCCUCUCCACCACCCCCGAGCUUAUCCAGAAGCUCACCGACGUCUACGACAUCCCCGCCCUGCUCCCCAACCGCGCCGACGGCGACCUCACCACCGACUUCCUCGUCCAGGUCGCGCGCAAGCGAGGCCGCCUCGGCCGCGGCGGCGUCCCCAACAUCAACGCCGCCGCCAUGACCGUCGUCACCGACUGGCGCGACGGCCGCAUCCAGGGCUGGGUCGAGCCGCCCACCCUGCCCGUAGAGUCUGCCGGCGCCUCCACCGCCGCCAAGUCGGCCAUCAAGAACGCCGGCGAGGACGCCGUCGCGCCCGACCAGAAGGAGAUUGUCACCGAGUGGGCCGCCGAGUUUAAGCUUGAGGGCCUGUGGGGAGACGGCGGCAGCGCCGACGACGUCGAUGUCAUGGAGCAAUAG
Messenger RNA from Purpureocillium lilacinum, 1662 nucleotides. RefSeq lists its product as uncharacterized. The record is from RefSeq and is a predicted model, not a curated record. NCBI's taxonomy places the organism in Eukaryota, Fungi, Ascomycota, Sordariomycetes, Hypocreales, Ophiocordycipitaceae. Gene Ontology annotation, molecular function: GTP binding. Gene Ontology annotation, cellular component: nucleolus.